CGCGUCAGUCGAUUAAUAGCACAGAUGAGCAAGCUCAACACCGAUACCCUCAAGGAAGGCGUCACGUUCCUCUUGGAAAAGUCCAAGGAGAAGCCGCGCAAGUUCGUGGAGACGAUUGAACUUCAAAUUGGUUUGAAGAACUAUGAUCCGCAAAAGGACAAGCGUUUCAACGGCACCGUCUCGUUGCCGGUGAUUCCGCGCCCGAAGCUCAAGAUGUGCAUCUUGGGCGACGCCAAGCACUGCGAAGAGGCGACCGGGAACGGCAUCGACUCGAUGGACGUCGAGGCGUUGAAGAAGCUCAACAAGAACAAGAAGCUCAUCAAGAAGCUCGCGAAGAAGUACCAACACUUCUUGGCGUCGGAGUCUGUGAUUAAGCAAAUUCCUCGUCUCCUUGGUCCGGGUUUGAACAAGGCCGGUAAGUUCCCGACGCUCGCCACUCACAACGAGCCGCUCGAGAACAAGAUCAACGACGUCAAGUCCCAAGUCAAGUUCCAGCUUAAGAAGGUUCUUUGCUUGGCUGUCGCCGUCGGUCACGUCGAAAUGACGGAGAAGGAGUUGUUUAUCAACAUCCAAAUGUCCGUCAACUUCUUGGUCUCUUUGUUGAAGAAGAACUGGCAAAACGUCAAGUCUUUGUACAUCAAGACCACGAUGGGCCCGCCCUUCCGCUUGUUCUAAGCGACCACUUCCGAUGAAGCAUCAUCCCUGAAGUCGCGCGUUUACGCGCGACUUUAGCGUACACCAAGUCACCGCAGCCACACUUGAGCCCCACUGGGACCAUGCCCAGUGAAACGGCGUAGCUACGGGAGUCGUUGGUAGCUGCUUAACCGCAGCGACGCUUGCUUUGUCUGUUUUAAUCAAACUUCGUCUGGCAACUUGCCAGUCGUUGUGACGACGCGAAGAGACUAAAAUACUACAUAAACAACGUUGUUAUGAAACACCAAUCUCGUAAUGAC
Ostreococcus lucimarinus CCE9901 is the source of this 953-nucleotide messenger RNA. RefSeq names its product Ribosomal protein L10a, component of cytosolic 80S ribosome and 60S large subunit (gene RPL10a). The transcript has 2 exons. Bases 25 to 675 code for a protein of 216 amino acids. Gene Ontology annotation, cellular component: large ribosomal subunit. Gene Ontology annotation, molecular function: RNA binding; structural constituent of ribosome. NCBI's taxonomy places the organism in Eukaryota, Viridiplantae, Chlorophyta, Mamiellophyceae, Mamiellales, Bathycoccaceae. Gene Ontology annotation, biological process: translation. The record is from RefSeq and is a predicted model, not a curated record.